AUGGCUGCGAUUGAUAAAGUGAAAGUGCUAGUUGUUGGAGAUUCAGGUGUUGGUAAAACAUCGUUAGUACAUUUAGUUUGUCACAGUGAACCAUGUCCAGUACCAGGAGCUACUAUUGGAUGUUCUGUAGAGGUCAAGUUACAUGAAUAUAAAGCUGGAUUACCUGGUGAAAAGGAAUAUUUUGUGGAAUUAUGGGAUAUUGGUGGUUCAUCUAGUCAUAAAAAUAGUCGUUCUAUAUUCUACAAUAUGGUUAAUGGAAUAAUUUUAGUUCAUGAUUUAACAAACAGAAAAUCUCAUCAGAAUUUAUUAAAAUGGUUAGGAGAAGUAUUAGAUAAAGGUGUAGAAAAACCUACUAAUGGUUAUGACUAUGAUCCUGAACAAUUUGCUGGUAGUCAAAUACCAAUGCUAGUUAUUGGUACUAAAGCUGAUCAAGCACAAAGUUUAAAUGAGAAUGUUUUAUGUAAAAGAUCAUCAGUAGCUGAAGAAUGUGGUGCUGAUGAAUUUAAUAUUGAUAGUACUCAGGUAAAAUAUAUUGCUCCAGGAUCUACAAAUGCUGUAAAAUUAGCUCGCUUCUUUGAUAAGGUAAUAGAAAGAAGAUAUUCGGGAAGUCAGAUUUCAAAGAGUAAAGGCUACUUUCAAUCAAGAAUUUAAAAAAAAAAAACAUAAAUUAAGAAAAUCAUUUCUUUUAUGACUAUUAACAGAUAGUAGUAAGAGGUGCUAUUCUAUUUAUAAGUUUCCAGAAUAUUUUGUGUCCUAGUAAAUGGUGAAACUGCGUAGAUACAAGUAUAAGUUAUUAGCAAUAUAUACAAUUAAUAUUAAGAAUAGGUACACCAAGCAUACAUAGUAUCCAAUAGUACACAUAUAAUACAAGACAAAUCACAAAUUAACAAUAUUAUCAUUUGAAAAAAAAAUCAAUAUUUUAGGACACUGAAUGCCAAGGAAAUGAUAACUUUGUGCCAACUUUUGUUAUUUUUGUAGCUUAUAAUCAAAUUCUAGCUAUCCACAAAGUGUUUACAUUUUACAAGCUAAUAAAACUUCUCAUUUUCAGACUGCUAAAAAAAAUCAAUUAAAUUGAUCAGAUUGUCCUUGUUUUUCUUUUAAAAUACAUUAUAAACAUUAACAUGUUAUCACAAACAAUAAAUCACAUAACAUUAGAGAUUUAGCAACUAUAUUUUAAACCCCAUAAAAUCACACAAAAAAGCUAACAAUAUUUCUAAACCUUUCAAAUAAUAACACCUGUAAUUUGACUUAUAAAUACAAAAUGGUAUGUCUAAUAUGGUCUCUUAUUCAACAGUUUCUGUAUAAUAUCCGCAUUCUCUUAUUAAUAAUGUUAUUAUAAUUUUCAUAUUUCACUAAUUAACAAUUUUAUGUACAAAUUUUAGCAUUCAAAAAAAAAAAAUUUCUUUUCCUAAAGAUUUCACUUAACUUGACGUUCAUUUCUUAAUCAGCUACAUAUAUCUACCAAAGUUAUAACUUAAAUCAUAUUUUAAAACAAAAACACACAAACAAAAUAUCUGAAAGCUAUUGCCAAAACACCACAACGAUAACAUGAUCACCGCAAUAUAAGUUGUCUUUUGUCAAACAAAAACCAUAAUAUACAGUCUUAUGAUAUAAAAAUACAGUGGCUAAGUGACCUGGCACAUACUAGACAGCAUAAAUAAAUGGAACUGGUUAAGGUAACAUCAAGUCUUUCUGUAAAAAAGCCAUGUUCACAGCUACCCAAAAGCUCAUGAAGUUUUAAUUUUUGAUUCAGAAUUCUUGAUAUUUCUAAUUAUUUCCACAUGUCCUUUCUACUUUGAUAAGUUGGGAAUAAGCCAGAGUUGGAAUUAAAUUCAUUGAAAAUAGUAAAUUACAAGCAACAGAAAUAAAAUAAAAUUCAAUAUAUUGUAAGACCUUUUCACAUUUGAAGUGCCAGAAAUGCAAGAUUUUAAAAGUUUACUCUGCUGUCAUAGUUAACAAUGCAUUUAUUGUACUCUCUUUAUUGCCUCUGUUAGCCUCGAGUACCGAUUUUAUGACAUCUAAA
Molecule: messenger RNA, 2023 nt
Organism: Lottia gigantea (owl limpet)
Lineage: Eukaryota; Metazoa; Mollusca; Gastropoda; Lottiidae
Exons: 8
Coding region: 1-651 (216 amino acids)
Biological process (GO): intracellular protein transport
Cellular component (GO): endomembrane system
Molecular function (GO): GTP binding; GTPase activity
Source: RefSeq, a predicted model, not a curated record